AUGGGACAUGAUGAAUAUUUAUCUAGGAGUAAGAGUACAUUUGAAGGAAAAUUGGGUGGGGAUGAGCCAUUUUAUGACUCAGAUGAACCUGUUAGCUUUGAAAUAGAGAUUGAUGAUGAAGCUGAUGACGAAUAUGUGGUUGAAAAGCCUACCAAAAAGUCAAGGAGACCAAAAAGAAUGAGAAAUAGGGUUAUUUUUUAUCCUAAGUGUAAAGAAAUAGUUUGGGAGACUAGUCUUGCAUUUGAAAGUGCUAAACAGUUUAGGAAAGCACAUACUAGGUAUGCAGUUCAAGAACAUGUAGAGUUGGAUAAAUAUGUCAAUGAACCAACUAGGGUGAGGGUAAAGUGUACUGUUGGCUGUCCAUGGUUAUUGUUUGCCAGUUUUGAUUCUAGAACAAAUGAUUUUGUUGUGAAGAAUUACAAUCCUGUUCACAAGUGCAAUGGCACAACAAAGAACAAGUUGGUAAAUUCUUUGUAUAUUUCAGAAAAGUACAACGACAGAAUUAUUUCUGAACCUGGCAUUAGAAUUUUUGAGCUUCAAAAUUUGGUAAAAAAGGAAUUAGAGGUGUAUAUUGGUAGGACUAUGGCAAGGAAAGCCAGAAGCAUUGUUUUGCAACAAAUCAUGGGUGACAAUGUAGAGGAGUUCAAAAGAAUUUUGAAUUAUAGGGAUGAGCUUUUAAGGACUAAUCCAGGUAGCACAUGUGUGGUUAGGCUGAGUGAAGAAACUUUUGAAGGUGGAGUCAAAAGGUUUCAGUCCAUUUAUAUAUGUUUUGAUGCCAUGAAGAAGGCAUUCAAGGCUGGUUGUAGGAGGGCAAUUGGGUUGGAUGGGUGUUUUUUAAAAGGUGUUAGUAAAGGGCAAUUGCUUGUGGCUGUUUGUAAGGAUGGGAACAACCAGAUGCUACCACUGGCUUGGGCAGUGGUUGAAGCUGAGAAUACUUUUACUUGGAGAUGGUUUGUCAACAUUCUAAGGCAUGAUCUUGAGCUUGGAGAUGGGACUGGUUUGACAACUCUUUCAGAUAUGCAAAAGGGUCUGGAUAUAGCCAUUAAGGAUAUGUUGCCAAUUGUAGAACAAAGAAUGUGUGCAAGACAUGUGCUUGCCAAUUUUUCCAAAAAAUGGAAAGGCAUAGAGAUUAGAAACUGCUUCUGGAGAUGUGCUAAGUCCACAUAUGAGCAGGAGUUGCAAAAAAAAUUGGAUCAUAUGGAGAAGUUAGGUGAUGGAAUAAAUGGAGAUUUGUUGUAUUACAACAUAGAUAGGUGGUCCAAGGUCUACUUUAAAUAUCUCAGCUGUUGUGAUAGUGUUGACAACAACAUGGCCGAGAGUUUUAAUUCCUGGAUUUUGGGGCCAGGGCACAAGACCAUUAUCACAAUGCUUGAGGAAAUUAGAGUCAAAAUGAUGAGAAGGAUCCUUCCAACUGACAUACUGGAAUUUCUUCCAAACACCGACAAGGACGCUGUUGUUCAUUACGACGAUCAUGAGUAUAAUAUGAAAUACAAGGUUAGCGUAUACACACGCCUCGCUCAAGGCGGGAAAGCCUUCAUUGAUGCUGCCGGAUUAGGGAUAGGAGAUGUGUUGUGUUUUAAGGCAUGUUUAGAUGAGAACCGCAUAGUGUUUUUUGUUCAUGUAAAGGAGGAUCCGGAGAUCGUAAUGAUAGAUUAG
Messenger RNA from Lycium barbarum (goji berry), 1656 nucleotides. RefSeq lists its product as uncharacterized. The transcript is spliced from 3 exons. The record is from RefSeq and is a predicted model, not a curated record. Lineage: Eukaryota; Viridiplantae; Streptophyta; Magnoliopsida; Solanales; Solanaceae. The coding region runs from base 1 to 1656 and encodes 551 amino acids.